AUGCUCACCAUUACCGCUUCUCUUUCCUCGAAACCCCUCUUUAUCAGUCCGAUGGAAAAACGCGAAGAAGCGGCACAGGCCAGAUCGCGGUUUUCUACCGGCAAUAGCGACUUACUGACCGAUAUGCAUGCGUUUAACGAGUGCAUGAGAUUAGAACGAGAAGGGAAACCCAGGAGUGCUAUCAAACAAUUUUGUGAAGAGAAUUUUAUUUCCCAAACGACACUGGGUGAAAUCUCUAUGCUACGGCGGGAAUUUCUUGGGCCUCUGACGUCUAUCGGCUUCAUUCCUCUUGAUUCUACACCCAGCACCGCUUCUCUUAAUAUCAACAGCGACAACCUCAACCUCAUCAAGUCCAUAGUGGUCGGCGGUCUAUGGCCGAGGAUUGCCCGGGUCCAUCUUCCCAAAUCAGCUAUUAAAUUUGACAAGGUUCAGGCAGGAACUGUUCAGAGAGAAAAUGUAGCGAAGGAGUACAAAAUGUAUGAUUUACGCGAAGGCAGAGUAUUUUUACACCCUGCGAGUAUUCUCUUCGGGAAUGCUAGUUGGAAGUCGCCAUUCCUGGUGUAUUUCCAGAAAUCUUUGACAACCAAACUGUUCCUGAGGGACGCCACAGAGGUACCUCUGUUCGCGAUCCUUCUAUUCGGGGGACCUGUGUCGAUAAAUCACAUUGGUGGAGGGUUGACGGUUCGUUCCAAGGAAAGUAUCAUUAAACUGAAAGCUUGGCCCCGGAUCGGAAUUCUUGUGAAUCAACUCAGGCGACUUUUGGAGGCUCAACUCUCAGAGAGUAUCGAAAGUGGAACGCUUCUCGAUCAGCGAAGCGACAAUGUGGUGCUCAAGGCGAUGUUGAGCCUGAUUACUAACGACGGCCGGACUGCAGAAUAGGACGAUGUACGAUACUAAUAUGAUUGCUCGCAGAAAUGUAGAGACCAUUUGUGCCCAGAUUCGAAUUUUCGCUGGGGGAACAUAUCAACC
This is a messenger RNA of Marasmius oreades (fairy-ring Marasmius), 969 nucleotides long. RefSeq lists its product as uncharacterized. Lineage: Eukaryota; Fungi; Basidiomycota; Agaricomycetes; Agaricales; Marasmiaceae. Gene Ontology annotation, molecular function: RNA binding. The coding region runs from base 1 to 879 and encodes 292 amino acids. The record is from RefSeq and is a predicted model, not a curated record. The transcript has 5 exons. Gene Ontology annotation, cellular component: intracellular anatomical structure.